GUUUAACGUGAGGCGUUCAAUUAUUUUUAUUGGCCAGUUAAAAAAUUUAUUUGAUAAUAAUAAACAAAAUGAUAAAAUAUAAUAAUUAAUAGCAAUUUAUAUAAAAAUUGCUGCGUAUAAAUAGUUGACUUUUAAAACAAUGUCAUUGAGAAAUAAUAUAUAUAUAAAUGGAUUUUAAUUAUUUUUAAAUUUUUUAUCAGUCUAAAAAUCUAUUCCACGUCUAUUUUAACACGUCACAAUAGUUGCAAUUUUUUAAAAAAUUAAAUAGCAAUGACAAGUUAAUAUUUGUGAUAAUGCUAAUUGUUAAUUAAUGUUUUUUUUUAUUGCAUUUUAUAUACUCAAGUAUGUAACAGAUAAGACACCCAGUGCCAAAUAUUAAUAAUGAUUAUUUGUCAAUAAUAAAAUUGUUAUGGCAUUUUGGAACGGAAGACCUAAUUGGUUAGGCAAAUUAGGCCUUAUAUUAUUAGCAAUAUGGCUAAUAAUAUUAAUAAUAUCUGUAUCACAUGUAUUACGGAAUAAUUCAUCACGAGAAAAUGAUGAUAUCGUUUCAAAGGAUAAAGAAAAUUUUGACAAAUUAUCCUCAAUGGUUGAGGAAUUUGAAAUUUUAAAAAAACAAAAUGAAGCAUUUGCCAAUAUUAUUAUGAGUAAUAAUUUUAAAAGUGAUAAUAUUAAUGAUAACUUAAAAAAUAUAAAUAAUGUAAAUAUAAAUAGUGAUAGUAGUCCUUUUUUGGAGUACGAAGAACUGAGACGUAGAAUUAAAAAUGAUGUACAAGAAAUGUGGUAUUAUGCUGAUGCUGAGUUUAAAAAAGUUAAAAAAUAUACCCAAGAUUUUCCGCUUGAUAAACGCGAAAAAGAUAUUGAUGACGCGAUUAAAAAUAUAUGGGAGCAUAAAAAAGCUCUGAUUAAUGAACUGGAAAAUUUAAAACAAGUUGACGGUCAUCAACAGUGGAGAGAAAAAGAAUCACGAGAUUUGUCGAAUUUAGUACAAAAACGUUUUUGGCAUUUACAGAAUCCGAGUGACUGUAAUAGCGCUAAAAAAUUAACAUGUAAUUUAAAUAAAGGAUGCGGAUUUGGUUGUCAGAUUCAUCACUUGACCUACUGUUUCCUGGUAGCCUACGGUACGGAACGAACAUUAAUCCUAAAAUCAAAAGGCUGGCGUUAUCAAAAAGACGGUUGGGAAUCAGUAUUCAAACCCUUGAGCGAAACAUGUCUAUCACCAAGCGGAUUGUCGCACGCGAACUGGCCCGGCGAUCCUUCAAAGCAAGUGGUAUCUCUACCGAUCGUCGACAAUGUCUAUCCCAAGCCAAACUACCAGCCUCCGAGUGUGCCCAUGGAUCUAGCCCCGCGGAUCCAGCGUCUCCACGGCCACCCUUUGGUCUGGUGGGUCGGACAAGUAUUAAAAUUCCUAAUGCGUCCUAAAGACAGUAUGCAGAAAAUAAUCGACAACACGAAAGAAAAAAUUGGAUUUGCGAAACCAAUCGUCGGAGUUCACGUCCGCCGUACCGAUAAAGUCGGUACUGAAGCAGCCUAUCACGACAUAGAUGAAUAUAUGGUUAAAGUUGAUCAGUAUUACGAUCAAUUGGAAGUUGAACCUGCAGUGAGACGAGUAUUUAUUGCGAGCGAUGAUCCAAAAGUGAUAACAACAGCACGUAAACGUUACACCCGUUAUGAAGUUAUCGGAGAUCCAGCAAUUGCUGAAACAGCGUCCGUAUCAAAACGUUAUUCCGACACUUCACUUCAUGGUAUUAUCGUCGAUAUUUAUUUAUUGUCCCUAUCGGAUCAUUUGGUGUGUACAUUCAGCUCACAAGUUUGCCGUGUUGCUUAUGAAAUAAUGCAAACAUAUCACGUUGACGCCCAUGAUAAAUUUACGUCCCUGGAUGACGUUUAUUACUACGGUGGGCAAAAUCCAAAUCCGCAUGUUGUUAUUCUUGAACAUAUACCCCGUCGUUCCGAGGAAAUUGAAUUAAAAGUUGGUGAUAAAGUUGAAGUACAUGGUAACCACUGGGACGGUUAUUCUAAAGGUAGAAAUAUACGCACGGGUAUCACAGGAUUAUUUCCGAGUUUUAAAGUUCAAAAUCAUGUUGCUACUGCUGAAUUUCCCAAGUAUUCUGAUGUUUCUCUAUAAAAUGUUUUAGUUGCCCGUGUUAAAAAAAAAAUUGUUCAUAUUGAAUCUAGAUCUGAAUUUUAUGACGAAACUCAGAUCAUGACAAAGAUAGGACUUUCAUAAUGAAUUUACACCAAAUUUUCGUCUAGUAAAUCCGUAUCAAUUCUAAAAUUAAUUUAUUGUCUUUACUGAAUUUUUACUGAAUUAGACUUUUUGUCAAAUUUAUCAAUUCAGAAAUUACUAAUAAAUUUAUUCUAUCAAGUACUUGAUUUACGUAAAUCAGUUUCGAUUUUAAAAUUAAUUUAGUUAAAUAAUUUCGGAUUACUCGGAUGAAAAUUUGAAUGUCAUAAUUUUGUCGUGAUUAGUUAUUGAUACAAAAUUCAUGAUGAAAGUCAUAUUUGUGUCGCAAUCUGAGUUUCCUGAUGAAAUUAAGAUCUAAAUUCAUUUCAAUUUUUUUUACACCGGUGGAUUUUUUUAAUGAUAUAGAAUUUUUUACGGAUUUCAUUUUGCAGUAGUAUUUAGUUAUCUAUAAUAAUUUCUGCUUUUAUAUGAGUGUGUAGGUACUGCAAGAGUUUUUGAACAAUUAAUUUUAUAAUUUAUAGACGUCAAUUUUAGUUAUUAUGAAUAUUUAUGUAUAUUUGUUAUAAUAAUAAUCACAAAUUAAGUCUAUGACUAAACGAGAUUCUCUCUAUUAUCGCGGUUAAAUUUUAUUCAUUUAAAAUUAAGUCGCUAUUAAUUAAUCAAAAAUUCUUUAAAUGAAAUCGAUUAAUUCGCAGUUUAUUAAUUCUUUACCAAACCCGUAAUUUUUUAAGUCGCAAUCGUACGCCGGCUAAUCAACAGAAUUUUGAAUUUUAGUAUUUGUUUAAACUCAUGACUAAGUUAAUUUAGAUAAUUUUUCUCUUAAUUAUUAAUUUAUUUAAUUAGGUAAUUAUGCUUUAUAUAAAAUGCUUUAAUUUUAAACUGCAAUAAUAUUCUUUAAAAAUAUAUAAAUGCGAUAAAAAAUAUUAAGUACAAUUAUUAUUAUUAUAUUUAGAUACAAUUUUUUUUUUUUUGUAUAUUUGAAAUAGAUUGAAUUUUUUUUUUAACUUUAGUCUAUUGAGAUUGAAAUGUCACAAAAACUAAUGGAUUUAAAGUGAUUACAUCGAAAGUGUUACAGCGACUAUUAAAAUAAUUUAUUUAUUGUAAAUUAUUAAAAAAAAAAAAAAACAAAUAUAUUGUUAUUAAGAUUUGAUAAUCAUAAUUAAUAAUAUUAAUUAUUAUGACCGAAGUUUAAUUAAAAGUACGGAAUAAUCCCGGCCAAAUAAUUUGACUGAAUAUAUAAAUAAAUUUCUUUUUUUUUAAUCAAAAUAUAAUUAAGACUUAGAAAAAAUAGAUUCCAAUUUUGUUUAAUUAUUUCAUGUCAACUUUUUUCUGAGUGAUUUAAUUGUAAAAAAGCACUGAUUUGAAAAAUAGAAGUGAUUUUUUAAUAAAAUAUAAAUAAACAGACAAAGCCAAUUCACGAAAUAAAAUUUAGUCUUGAUAUAAAUUAGAUGAAAAAUAAAAUUAUAUGACAAAAGUAUUUUGAUUGAAAUAAAUUUAAA
Messenger RNA from Microplitis demolitor, 3684 nucleotides. RefSeq names its product alpha-(1,6)-fucosyltransferase (gene FucT6). The record is from RefSeq and is a predicted model, not a curated record. The coding region runs from base 410 to 2125 and encodes 571 amino acids. Gene Ontology annotation, biological process: protein N-linked glycosylation. The transcript is spliced from 3 exons. Gene Ontology annotation, cellular component: Golgi cisterna membrane. Gene Ontology annotation, molecular function: glycoprotein 6-alpha-L-fucosyltransferase activity; protein binding. NCBI's taxonomy places the organism in Eukaryota, Metazoa, Arthropoda, Insecta, Hymenoptera, Braconidae.